Lagenorhynchus albirostris (white-beaked dolphin) is the source of this 1977-nucleotide messenger RNA. It is a transcript of the gene ZNF597, whose product is annotated as zinc finger protein 597. Gene Ontology annotation, biological process: regulation of cytokine production; negative regulation of transcription by RNA polymerase II; regulation of immune system process. NCBI's taxonomy places the organism in Eukaryota, Metazoa, Chordata, Mammalia, Artiodactyla, Delphinidae. The record is from RefSeq and is a predicted model, not a curated record.
UUUCCCGGCAGAUCUGUUCCGAAGUCCCUGUGGCGACUUGAAAACACUACCACUCCUCAACAUGGCAUCCACACUCUCUACAUCCGGGGCCCAGGGGCCAGUGCUGUUUGAGGACCUGGCUGUAUAUUUUUCUCAAGAGGAGUGUGUGAGUCAGCACCCUGCCCAGAGGUCCCGCAGCAGAGACACGCCACAGGAGUGUUUGGAGGAUAUGGCAUUGAUGGGAGGAGAAGGCAAGAUUGAGAUUAAUCAGAAGCUAAGGCUAGAAUCUAUGGGACUUGAAGAGUUUGCCCUAGAAAAAUACUCCAUUGCUGUGCCCCUUGUCUAUUACCCAGAAAAAUCCUCUGAGCAUGGAGUUGGAAACCUUGAAAGGAAAAUGUCAGGUAGAACUCCUGCUUGCAAGAAAAGUUUCAUAAGCCUUUUAGUUACCAUUGAAAACCACACCCCUUUGAUAGAACUAUCUCAGUGUUUAGGAACCAGAGCACUUUCUGAAAUUCUUGAAUUUCCUGGGGAAGAAGCCAAAAAUUCAUACAAGUGUCCUGAAUGUGACCAAAGCUUCAGUGAUAGCUCAUACCCUGUUUCGCAUCAGAAAACGCAUUCAGGAGAGAAAAAGUAUAAAUGUGGUGACUGGGAGAAGAUUUUCAAUCACAGAGCCAACUUGAGAACACACCAGCGAAUCCAUACCGGCGAGAAACCGUUUAAGUGUGCCGAGUGCGGCGGCAGCUUCCGCCAGCACUCACAUCUGUCUCGGCACAUGAAUAUCCAUGUAAAGGAGAAACCCUACACCUGUGGCAUAUGUGGAAGAGGUUUCAUGUGGCUCCCAGGAUUGGCACAGCAUCAGAAAACCCACACUGCCAAAAAAGCCUGUGGUAAAUAUUUUGGUGAGAAAACAAAUCUGGCUUUGCCUGAGAAAAGGCACGGGUCAGCCAGCCGGCACCCAUGCAGUCUGAGCAGGAAAUGCUUUGGGCAGCCCUCGCACUUGGCCCUCCCCGAGUGGGGCCACGAGGACAACCCUGAACACUGCAGCGACUGCGGGGAAAAUUUGCUUUCAUUCUCAAAAUUCGAACCCUUAAAGCGUCCUGAGUGUUCACUGACCUUUCUUCGUAUCUCUGAGCUUAUCUCCCAUCAAAGCAUUCACAGAGGGGAAAAGCCCCAUAAAUGCAAACCCUGUGCAGAAUGUUUUAUUUUGGACUCAGAGCUUGCAUGCCACCAGAAGAACCAAGGAGAACCUUUUAAAUGUACCAUGUGUGGGAAAAGUUUCAGGUUGAAAACACAUCUCAUUGUCCAUCAGCAAAUCCAUGUGCAAAACACCACGUAAAUAUAGCAAGUUUUCAUUAAUGCUUGUGCUUCUCAGUAUUUAUACUGAAAACUGGGGCACAAUUACUAUGUGCCAGGUACUGUGCUAAGCAUUUUACACACAUUCCAUGUAAUAUAUCAUUUAAUUUUCACCACAACCUUGAUUUAGGCACCAUGAUUUCUGUUUUAUAAUCGAGGAAGUAUAGUCAGUGUCACAGCUACUGAACAAAGCCAGAAUUCUAACUCAGUAGCUCAGUUACUAUCCAGAUUCCAUUUGUAUGAGCCGGAGAAAGAUACAGAACUUAUAAAAAAAAAAUUCAGUUUUCACUAAAAUGAAGGUUAUUGCUAGAGUUCUUUUAAUUUUGUUUACAUGAUUUUUAAGUAAGUUUUAGAAGGCAAAUUUAUUUAUUUGCUAGUUCUGCAGAUCUAGGAUCUAGGAAAGUAAGUACCUUUAUAUAUAUUUUAUACUUUUUUUUUUUUUUUUGCUGUAACAAUCAGAAUGUAACGUUUGUAUGAGAUUAUUGUUUUACAUAUGAAUUUCUGGAGGGGUUUGGAAGCUUUUUUCCUUCCAUGUGAAGUGUUCCCAAAUGGGUUGGACUAGUUAGUGUCGAGGUGGCUGUUAGUAUCCGUGAAGUUAGUAUCCAUUCUCAGAUCUGAUGCCACUGGCCUUUGUGAUUCAAGUGU